AUGUCUGGAAACGCAGCAGCUCUGACGCCUGCCAUGAGGCAGCAGGCAGUCGAAAGUAGUGCUCUCGCCUUUGCAGCUAUUGCUCGUCUGAAGGAUCGAUAUCCUAGCUCGAUUUCUUACCAGGAUCUACUCGAUUAUCUCCUACCCAACGACAAGCAAGACAACGAUGCACUGCUCAGAUAUUUCAACUUAUCCUUGCGGAAGAACCCAGAAGUCUCAUUCGAUCCUAAGGCCAACACGUACCGCUACAAACCUCCUUACGAUGUGGCCAACGCUGAGGAGCUGUUGGCGCUCCUGCAACGUCAAGAGCUGCGACAGGGUAUUCCUUACGACAAGCUCAAACACGGCUGGCCCGAUUGCCUCGAGACGCUCAACCAGCUCGAACGGGAGCACAAGAUUUUGAUCACACGCCAGAAGAAAGAUAGGAUACCAAGGUUCAUCUGGGCUGAUGAACCCUCGCUCUACGUAAGGCUUGAGCCAGAAUUCGUCCAGGAGUGGAAGAAAAUCAGUCUACCCAACCCCGACAAGAUUCGAGUCGAACUGGCUGCCAUGCAGUCUAAAGCCGCGGGUGAAGCUCCGAAACCGCUCAAUGCCGCGGUCACCAAACCGAAGGCCAAAAAAGUCCGUCGGGGGAACAAGGUCACCAAUACACAUAUGCUUCACCUUGACGCCAUAUCCAAGGGUUACAGCAAGAAAUAA
Cyphellophora europaea CBS 101466 is the source of this 699-nucleotide messenger RNA. RefSeq lists its product as uncharacterized. NCBI's taxonomy places the organism in Eukaryota, Fungi, Ascomycota, Eurotiomycetes, Chaetothyriales, Cyphellophoraceae. Gene Ontology annotation, cellular component: transcription factor TFIIE complex. The coding region runs from base 1 to 699 and encodes 232 amino acids. The record is from RefSeq and is a predicted model, not a curated record. The transcript has a single exon. Gene Ontology annotation, biological process: transcription initiation at RNA polymerase II promoter.